GGCGCGUUCCCUCCCAGAGGCGGAGCGGAGGGCUGGGCCGGAGCGGGGUGGGUAGGGGACGCGAGGCGGAGCGGGGCCCCACACAGGCCGCGGCGGCUGGCUCGGGCCCCUACGGUCCCGGCGGCGGCUGGAGGAGGAAGCCAGGCGGCUGGCGGAGGAGGAGAGACGGAGGAGGCCGAGACCGGAGCGCCGCUCGCCGCAGACUUACUUCCCCGGCUCAGCAGGGAAAGGUUCCUAGAGGGUGAGCGCGGACGGUAUGCAAAGUUGUGAAUCCAGUGGCGACAGUGCGGAUGACCCUCUCAGUCGUGGCCUACGGAGAAGGGGACAGCCUCGUGUGGUGGUGAUCGGCGCUGGCUUGGCUGGCCUGGCUGCAGCCAAAGCACUUCUUGAGCAGGGCUUCACGGAUGUCACUGUGCUUGAGGCUUCCAGCCACAUCGGAGGCCGUGUGCAGAGUGUGAAACUUGGACACGCCACCUUUGAGCUGGGAGCCACCUGGAUCCAUGGCUCCCAUGGGAACCCUAUCUAUCAUCUAGCAGAAGCCAACGGCCUCCUGGAAGAGACAACCGAUGGGGAACGCAGCGUGGGCCGCAUCAGCCUCUAUUCCAAGAAUGGCGUGGCCUGCUACCUUACCAACCACGGCCGCAGGAUCCCCAAGGACGUGGUUGAGGAAUUCAGCGAUUUAUACAACGAGGUCUAUAACUUGACCCAGGAGUUCUUCCGGCAUGAUAAACCAGUCAAUGCUGAAAGUCAAAAUAGCGUGGGGGUGUUCACCCGAGAGGAGGUGCGUAACCGCAUCAGGAAUGACCCUGACGACCCAGAGGCUACCAAGCGCCUGAAGCUCGCCAUGAUCCAGCAGUACCUGAAGGUGGAGAGCUGUGAGAGCAGUUCACACAGCAUGGACGAGGUGUCCCUGAGCGCCUUCGGGGAGUGGACCGAGAUCCCCGGCGCUCACCACAUCAUCCCCUCGGGCUUCAUGCGGGUUGUGGAGCUGCUGGCGGAGGGCAUCCCUGCCCACGUCAUCCAGCUAGGGAAACCUGUCCGCUGCAUUCACUGGGACCAGGCCUCAGCCCGCCCCAGAGGCCCUGAGAUUGAGCCCCGGGGUGAGGGCGACCACAAUCACGACACUGGGGAGGGUGGCCAGGGUGGAGAGGAUCCCCGGGGGGGCAGGUGGGAUGAGGAUGAGCAGUGGCCGGUGGUGGUGGAGUGCGAGGACUGUGAGCUGAUCCCGGCGGACCAUGUGAUUGUGACCGUGUCGCUGGGUGUGCUGAAGAGGCAGUACACCAGUUUCUUCCGGCCAGGCCUGCCCACAGAGAAGGUGGCUGCCAUCCACCGCCUGGGCAUUGGCACCACCGACAAGAUCUUUCUGGAAUUCGAGGAGCCCUUCUGGGGCCCUGAGUGCAACAGCCUACAGUUUGUGUGGGAGGACGAAGCGGAGAGCCACACCCUCACCUACCCACCUGAGCUCUGGUACCGCAAGAUCUGCGGCUUUGAUGUCCUCUACCCGCCUGAGCGCUACGGCCAUGUGCUGAGCGGCUGGAUCUGCGGGGAGGAGGCCCUCGUCAUGGAGAAGUGUGAUGACGAGGCAGUGGCCGAGAUCUGCACGGAGAUGCUGCGUCAGUUCACAGGGAACCCCAACAUUCCAAAACCUCGGCGAAUCUUGCGCUCGGCCUGGGGCAGCAACCCCUACUUCCGUGGCUCCUAUUCAUACACGCAGGUGGGCUCCAGCGGGGCAGAUGUGGAGAAGCUGGCCAAGCCCCUGCCGUACACGGAGAGCUCAAAGACAGCGCAUGGAAGCUCCACAAAGCAGCAGCCUGGUCACCUUUUCUCUUCCAAGUGCCCAGAACAGCCCCUGGAUGCUAACAGGGGCGCCGUAAAGCCCAUGCAGGUGCUGUUUUCUGGUGAGGCCACCCACCGCAAGUACUAUUCCACCACCCACGGUGCUCUGCUCUCCGGCCAGCGUGAGGCUGCCCGCCUCAUCGAGAUGUACCGAGACCUCUUCCAGCAGGGGACCUGAGAGCUGUCCUUACUGCUGAGAAGAGCCACUAACUCGUGACCUCCAGCCUGCCCCUUGCUGCCGUGUGCUCCUGCCUUCCUGAUCCUCUGUAGAAAGGAUUUUUACCUUCUGUAGAGCUAGCCGCCCUGACUGCCUUCGGACCUGGCCCUGUAGCUUUUCUUUUUCUCCAGGCUGGGCGGUGAGCAGGUGGGCCGUUGAGUUACUCUGUGCUGGAUCCCACGCCCCCCUUGCCUACCCUCUGUCCCAUCUUGUUAUUGUAAGUGCCUUCAAUACUUUGCAUUUUGGGAUAAUAAAAAAGGCUCCCUCCCCUGCCCCUCAGCUUCUCUCUGGUUUUCUCA
This is a messenger RNA of Nomascus leucogenys (northern white-cheeked gibbon), 2352 nucleotides long. RefSeq names its product spermine oxidase (gene SMOX). The record is from RefSeq and is a predicted model, not a curated record. Gene Ontology annotation, molecular function: polyamine oxidase activity. Lineage: Eukaryota; Metazoa; Chordata; Mammalia; Primates; Hylobatidae.